AUGGAGACCAAGAGCAUGGAGGAUUACAUGGAGCGCAUCCGCGUGUUGGACGCGCUAGAGCAGCAGGCGAUGGGGCUAUCGCGGAUGCUGACGACGUACACGGACCGGCUGCAGGAGCGGCUGGAGCAGCGCAUAGAGAUUGAGGCGGGGGCCGAGGCGGUGGCACUGACCAGCAUCAAGGGUCUGGAGGCAGCGGUGAUGCAGUCGGUCGAGCAGAAGCGGCAGCUGGUGGCCAAGUGCCAGCACCUGGACCGGUCGAUGCGCGGCGUCCAGGCCAUGUCGAAGCAGGUGCAGGAGAUCCGGCAACUGCUGGACGUCAUGGAGUAUGCGAAGCGCAAGAAAUAUUGA
Kickxella alabastrina is the source of this 348-nucleotide messenger RNA. RefSeq lists its product as uncharacterized. The record is from RefSeq and is a predicted model, not a curated record. The transcript has a single exon. Lineage: Eukaryota; Fungi; Kickxellomycota; Kickxellomycetes; Kickxellales; Kickxellaceae. Bases 1 to 348 code for a protein of 115 amino acids.